Pseudophryne corroboree (corroboree frog) is the source of this 1743-nucleotide messenger RNA. It is a transcript of the gene GCM1, whose product is annotated as glial cells missing transcription factor 1. The transcript is spliced from 7 exons. The record is from RefSeq and is a predicted model, not a curated record. NCBI's taxonomy places the organism in Eukaryota, Metazoa, Chordata, Amphibia, Anura, Myobatrachidae. Gene Ontology annotation, biological process: gliogenesis; regulation of transcription by RNA polymerase II. Gene Ontology annotation, molecular function: RNA polymerase II cis-regulatory region sequence-specific DNA binding; DNA-binding transcription activator activity, RNA polymerase II-specific. Gene Ontology annotation, cellular component: nucleus. Bases 1 to 1380 code for a protein of 459 amino acids.
AUGCUCAGGUUUACAUCUGAUUCUGCCAUGGAACAAAAUGACGCUCUUUCUCAGGGCAAUGUUCUUAACUGGGACAUUAAUGACAUGAAGCUUCCAAAGUUACUAAUUGAGUUCAGGUUGGUAAAAUCUGAAUUAGAGCAUAAUCUCCUGAUUGGAAUGGGUCAUGUUGAAAGAUACAGUCACUAUAUCUUCCAGCAGUGGAUAAUAGGAGCGUUGGUGACUGUAACAGGGCACAGACAUUCCUCGUUCCUGGACUGCAAGCAUGUCCUGAACAUAAAAGUACUGGACCUGCUCCAUGUGGUGUUACAUGAUGACAAGGAAUACAUACAUACGGAUUUGGAAAAAACAGAAUGGUUCCAGGAGUGGCCGGACUCAUCUGUGAAGUACAUCUAUCGUUCUGUAGAUAAAAAUGCACAGAGACACCUAAGUGGCUGGGCAAUGCGCAAUACCAACAAUCACAACUCUCGUAUCUUGAAGAAGUCCUGUCUUGGUGUCCUUGUCUGCAGCAAUGACUGUACAACCUCAGAUGGCGGGAAAAUAUACCUAAGGCCUGCCAUAUGUGACAAAGCACGUCAAAAGCAGCAAAGUAAACAAUGUCCAAACUGCAAGGGAUCAUUGAAAUUAGUGUCCUGUCGUGGCCAUGGUGGAUUUCCAGUUACCAACUUCUGGAGGCAUGAGGGACAAUUCAUAUAUUUUCAGACAAAAGGUAACCAUGACCAUCCUAAGCCAGAAACAAAACUAGAGUCCGACAGCAGAAAGCCAGUGUAUAAGAAGCGCACAUCUAUUGGAUCCACUUCCACCGAAUGCAAACAAAGCGGGAAUAUUGAGUCACUCACAGGUCAUAUAAAGAACCAGAACGUAUAUGGUACAGCUUUGACUCAAGAAGGUUGUCCUCCUUUUUAUAACUUUAAUGAUACGAAGAUGGAUCAGUCACCAACGGAGCAAAUGCUCAAUAACUGCUCAUCACAGACAAACAAUUUCAACUAUUUCACUGAAACAAUAAGUGAUGUGGAGUGGCUGAAAACACCCAGGAGUGGCAGUCUCAAUGAUAGUGAGGAAUACAGUGAUGGAGACUUGAUCGCUUCUGCAAUAGAUUUUGAUCUGCAUAGUGAUGAGGACCAGCAAACAGGGAACAAUACCCUUUUUGGAAAAGACCCACAUUUCAACUAUGACCAACCUAUUGGAAGCCUGUUCUGGGAAAUGUCACCUUUGCACAACUGCCCUCGCCCAAAUAACCAGCUAACGCCAGUUUUGGAACCUACAUCCAAAAUUGGUGUUGUCAGCUUUAAUUGUAAUGACCAUCUAUCAACUGUCGACCACAGCAGCCAAGUGGAGUCCUACCUGUACCGAUACAGUUCUCAACUAUCUCCAUCUUUAUAGGACUAGGGCAGUUAUGAGUAUCAAACAGCUUCAUUUAUAUAUAUAUAUAUAUAUGUGUAUCUCAUAAUGAGGAAAAACUGCACUGUCUCACCUUUUGCCUGAAUGGAACAAUGAGCUCAGGAUAAUUAGAAGGACUAAUCAGUUACUACUCACUCCAUACUGAUGAAUAUCUACUUUAUCUCCCUCCCCUUAAUCACUGUCUGUAGUCAAUGAAUAUAAAGCCCUAUUAAUAUGCUACAUUCAUUUGUCUACUUACUGCCUUUUUGCAACAACACAAAAUAGUAACAAACAUUUCCAGAAUUAUACAAUUUUAGGAGCUCAGGAAAAAAAAACACAAGCCCAAUUUUAGAUCAUCCUGAUAUA